Molecule: messenger RNA, 1406 nt
Organism: Raphanus sativus (radish)
Lineage: Eukaryota; Viridiplantae; Streptophyta; Magnoliopsida; Brassicales; Brassicaceae
Product: F-box protein At1g47340-like
Molecular function (GO): protein binding
Source: RefSeq, a predicted model, not a curated record
ACUAAAUCGGUCAUGAUGUCAGAUUAUAUCCCUAUUGAACUCGACCUCGAGAUAUUGUCGAGACUGCCCUCAAAGUCAAUCGCCAGGUUUAGUUGCGUGUCCAAGCAAUGGGAAUCAAUACUAGGUGGUCAAGACUUCAAAGAUCUGUUCCUGGCCAAGUCCUUAUCUCAGCCGCGUCUCUUAUUUGGCAUCGAAGAAAAGGGUCUGUGGAGUAUCUUCUCGGUGCCUCAGAAUCUGAGUCCAUAUGAGAAAUGUUCAUCGUCUCUUGCCGUAACCCCUGAGUUUCAUAUGAAGUUCCCUCCAGACGGUAUUCGGAUCCAUCAUUCUGGUCAGGAGUUUGCAUGUGGAUAUGUCUCUGGAUUGAUAUAUUUCUAUGGUAUGAAAACCCUAGGCAAACGCUGCGAUGGAGUGCCAGUGAUAUGUAGCCCUAAAACGGGACGGUAUGAGGCAUUACCAUAUAUCCGUAGGUACAGAAAGACGUACAGCUUUUUUGGGUUUGAUCCAAUUUACAAGAAAUUCAAGGUAUUGUUCAUGGCUUAUCCAUUUGGUCCUGAUGAUCAUAGAAUUAUGACAUUAGGAACUAUGGGAAUGAGGUGGAGAAAGAUCGAAUGUUCCUUACGGCAUGAGUGUGUGAGUUCAGGGAUAUGCAUUAAUGGGGUUUUGUAUUACUUAGGUGACUCUUCUACCUGUGUUAACAAGUCUGAGCAGAUGUCUGGUUUUGAUGUGUGCUUUGAUGUUAGGACUGAAGAAUUCAAGUUCAUUUAUCAAGAAAGCUCUUAAUUGAUAAACUAUAAGGGUAAAUUAGGUUUGGUUUAUUAUGAUGAUCACGUUGAUGAUACCAUUGAGUUGCGUGUGUGGGUUCUAGAGGAUGUGGAGAAACUGGAAUGGUCUAAGUAUGCCUACACUUUGAAGGAUGAUAGACUCUGCCUGCGCGACGUUUUCGUCGUUGGAGUGAGUUCUAAGGGUGAGAUGGUUUUGUCGAUGGCAAAGUAUACAUCUAAACAACCAUUUUAUGUUUUCUACUUUAAUCCCGAAACGAACACUCUCCAACGCGUUGAAAUCCAAGGUUUUGGAGAAUACAAUGAAUCCUCUGAUGAACCUAGAAGUGUCUAUGUCUUUGCAGACCAUGUAGAUGAUCUUAAUGUUCACGAUUCAAAGCUACUCAAGUCAAGCAUCUAUGUUCCAUAUGUUUAUAGAGAAGAAUCAGAAGAAGAAAAUAUGAUGAAAAUGGUGCUUGGUGUUUUUUGGUAAAAGGAAGAAGCUUGGAAAAGAGCAUGAGGAUAAAAACGAAGAAAUGAUGAAGAUGAAGAGGAAUAAAAGAUAGAGACGAUCAUUGUAGUUUGGUGAAAGCAAUGGGCAUGUCAUUGUGUGAUUUGAUCUAUGCGUUUAUAAUCUUUAGUUAUGUA